AUUUAUUAAUUUUUUUUUUUCUUUUUCUUAAUGCGUUAAAUGGAGUAGUAAUAUAUAGGAUAUAUAGGAAUAAUAGGAAUAAUAUAUAGGAGAACUUUUCUAGCAGCCCUCGGCAACAAUUUGUAUGUAUGUAUAUAUGCAGAAGAUUAGGUGAUAGAAGAUGAUGAUAUUUUUAUAUAUAUUUUUUUGAAGAUGAUAGUAGGAAUGAAUAAAUGUGGGUAAAUAUGUUUCGGUUGUUAUAUGUCUCAACCAAAAAUAAUUUAGCCACCUGAAUAGUGAACUUGCCGUUUUGUGUCGGUGAUAUCCGGCUCGAAGGACCAAUGUAGCGCCAGGAGUGAGCGGUAGGAAAAAAAAGGAUUUGAGGAUGAUUUCAAAGACACUCGGCGGCAAGAGAUAACUCCAAAAAAAAGCAACCUCCUUCCAGAGAUGGUAAAAUUCUCAAGUGAUGUCACAGUCGGUGGUUAUCGAUAUACAUAUGUAUGAUAUGUUAGUAUAUACUAUGAAUAUGUACAUAUGUGAUUAUAUAUUGUGAAUUAUGAAUUCAGCAUGAACAUAUGUAUACUAGCAAAAAUUUGCUUUGUGUCAAAAGUCUGCAAUGGACCGUGCUGCUGCGUUGAAUUGCAGGCAUAAAUAGACCGCUUGGAAAUGAAACUGAAACACAUUGAAGAUUCAAUUGACAAUAUUGUUAAGAAGAAAUUGGAUGAAAUACAAAAAACAAAUAUUGCGAUGAACGCAAAAGUUUUAGCAUUUAUGAACCAGCUUUCAAAAAAUAUGGCCGAUCCCGAAAUAAUGUUACCAAUAAAGAAUGAGGAGGAGAUAAGUUCAAUGGAUGCUGCAAUAAAGGAGACUCCUCAAAAAUAUAAUAAAUUGUUUCAAUCUACUUUACAAGGUGGAAUUUCUUCAAAUAUGGAAAGGGUUUUCUCCAAGGAUCUUAUUAUCAGAAUGAAUUACAAUGGGGAGUACGGAAAAAUUAGUUUGCGGAAGUAUGCAAACAUAUGUAUAAUCGACUUAGCGGGACGGACGCACGUAUGAAGACUUCGUGCGUUCGAUACGAGAUGGUUUCAAACGAAGCAAAAACUGUUUCUACAAAAAGAGAUCGUACGACAAAAAGCUUAUCAGUUCACCAUCAAUUAUUAGUCCAUCGGAUUCCAGAUAUCCAGAAUUUAAUUUUUAAUUUUCAUUUAGCUUAAGUUUUAUGUUCAAU
Drosophila ananassae is the source of this 1204-nucleotide messenger RNA. RefSeq lists its product as uncharacterized. The coding region runs from base 646 to 1032 and encodes 128 amino acids. The transcript is spliced from 8 exons. Lineage: Eukaryota; Metazoa; Arthropoda; Insecta; Diptera; Drosophilidae. The record is from RefSeq and is a predicted model, not a curated record.